Messenger RNA from Nasonia vitripennis (jewel wasp), 1027 nucleotides. Its product is annotated as chymotrypsin-2-like. The record is from RefSeq and is a predicted model, not a curated record. Gene Ontology annotation, biological process: proteolysis. Gene Ontology annotation, molecular function: serine-type endopeptidase activity. Lineage: Eukaryota; Metazoa; Arthropoda; Insecta; Hymenoptera; Pteromalidae. The transcript has 5 exons. The coding region runs from base 53 to 949 and encodes 298 amino acids.
UUUGAGCCAAGUUUAACAGUGAGAUCCAAGAUUUUUCGAUUCCAGUGAAGAGAUGAGUCGUGUACAGUUCGUAUUUUUGCUUGUCGCUCUGCCGGCAGUUUUCGCUCAGAUCUACUAUCCGGAUUAUCCUGGAUAUAACAUCCCUGGCGAUUGUAACACUAACGUCAAUGGAAUUCCCAUAUCGACUGGCAGUGGCGGAUGUAACAUAAAUAUCAACGGCAAUCGACGAAACAUGAAUAACAACUACCGUCAGGAGGUAGGGUUGCCCUACGAAGCAAACAUCAAUGUGAUAAGAUCUGGUAUCCCAGAAAAUUGUAAAGGAUCCGUGUUACACAAGCGCUGGAUUUUAACAGCAGCUAGCUGUAUUGACCAACUAGGUUAUCCAGCCAGUGUGAGCGUCUCACCAAUUACAUCACCGAACGUUGGGAGUCCAUAUGGUUAUGAAAAACUCUUUGUACAUCCAAAUUACACUCCGGGUCUUCCGGCAAACGACAUAGGACUUAUUCGCCUCAACAGAGACAUCGACGUAAGAGUCAGUCAAAUCCAAAUGGCUCCAAGCAGUUACGAAUCUGUUCCAGGCACCAUCGCAACGGUAUCAGAGAACGAGCAAAAGGCCGACUUUGUGAUCAUCAGUGAACAAGAGUGUCGCAAUCAACUCAAUAACGUGCUCACCGAAGUCCAGGGAUCCGCAAAGGAGACUCGGUUUUAUCAGAAUGCAAUUAGCAAUAUAAACACUCUAGUAUGUGCCAAUCCUAGCAGCGAUGUGACUCGUUGUGGCGGUGACAGAGGAAGUCCGCUGGUAUCCAGUGGAAUGCAGAUUGGAAUCGUAGAAGGUUCACAAACCUGCAACGGUUUUCCAGGACUAUACACGAAGGUCUCCAAAUUCUCGGAAUGGGUCAAUCAGGAGAUGCUUCGAUACCCCGAUUACUUUUCUCUUCAAGUCAACUAAUCCGCCUAAAAAUGCGCGAGGAGAAUAAACACUGCCAAUUUGUAAUUUGAAUAAAUAUACAAUCCUUCAAAGACGAAA